This is a messenger RNA of Spinacia oleracea (spinach), 3970 nucleotides long. Its product is annotated as protein transport protein SEC24 C. Gene Ontology annotation, biological process: COPII-coated vesicle cargo loading; intracellular protein transport; endoplasmic reticulum to Golgi vesicle-mediated transport. Gene Ontology annotation, cellular component: endoplasmic reticulum exit site; COPII vesicle coat. Gene Ontology annotation, molecular function: zinc ion binding; SNARE binding. NCBI's taxonomy places the organism in Eukaryota, Viridiplantae, Streptophyta, Magnoliopsida, Caryophyllales, Amaranthaceae. The record is from RefSeq and is a predicted model, not a curated record. The transcript has 25 exons. The coding region runs from base 310 to 3663 and encodes 1117 amino acids.
CCUUGAGAAGAGAAGUUAAUAUAAACAAUUGUUAUUACCUCUUACAGCGGAUCCUCCCAAGCAGCAGCAGUACGUAUCAUUGAUCCAUUUCCAAGCACAGAUCACUCUCAUUUUUCGAUUCGACGAUUCCUACUUUAUUCAUUUUAGGUCACAAUUUCUCUCGAUUUCGCAUUUUUCAAUCCUACAAUCUCCUAAUUUGAGAUAUCCAGGUUGUCUUAUUUGGUGAAUUUGGUGGUCAGUUUGUGUUUCUGAAAAGGGACGGCGGCAUCUGUUUGAAGUUUUGAGGAGAAAUUUUAGCCUUUUGGUGCAAUGUCAGCUCCUGCAUAUCCAGGGGCACCUAGACCCAAUACCCAACGUCCUUCUGGACCACCGGCCGGUUAUAACCCUAAUUUCCAGAGAGGCCCUGAUCCUUCAUUGUCUCAAAACUUCCAGAAUUUGCAGCUCAAUCAACAACAAAAUGCUCCAUCACAGCCUCCGUUCGGUGGGCCUAGAGGGCCACCCCCUUUUGGCCAGAACGCACCACCAUUUGGUGGUCCUUCGCCCGCAUCUAGGCCAGGACCCCCGCCACCUGGUGUUGUUCCUAGGGGUGUGGGGCCCCCCGGUGGACCUCCACAGAGUAUGAUUCCGCCAAAUAUGGGACCCGGUAGACCGUCAGCUCCUAUGCCUGGUCAGCCUUCACCUUUCACUUCCAGAGGUCCUCCACCUGGAGCUCCCCCACCAGGGGUUACUCCCCCUCAGUUUCAAGGUUCGCAACCUGGACCCCCACAACCAGGUGCUCGUCCUUCUAGUUUCGGGUCUUCACCAUUGGCCACAGGCCCGUUUCCUUCUUCCUCAACUCAACCACGCCCCAUUAAUAAUGGGCCUCCUUCAUUCUCUGGAGGAUUUCCUGGUGGGCCUCCUGUUUCUUCAGCAGGAUCUCAGCAACCUGUUGCAAGAGGCCCACCACCCUUUGGGAUGCAGCAGUCUCCGAUGAUGCGUCCUCAUCUUGGAAGUCAGCACGCUGGUGCUCCUCCGACCGAGUCUCUGUCAGGACCUCCACAACAAGCAUCUCCGUUUUCCGUUGUACCUCAACAUGUGCAACCACCAUCUGGCUCUCCUUAUGGGCAACCACCAUCUGGCUCUCCUUUUGGGCAACCACCAUCUGGCUCUCCUUUUGGGCAACCACCAUCUGGCUCUCCUUUUGGGCAACAACCAUCUGGCUCUCCUUUUGGGCAACAACCAUGGCAGACACAACCUCGUCAGGGGGCUCCUUCCUCAUUUUCCAGUUCUGUGCAACCACCAACAAUGUAUGGAAUGCCACCACCAAUGGCAAGCCAAACCAUGGCUGGAAUGCCAUCAGCUGUUGGUCAAACGGGAGGUCCAAUGGCAUCAAAGGUUGAUCCCAGCCAAAUUCCUCGCCCCUUUCCAAGUCCAUCAGUCGUCUUGUAUGAGACUCGUCAAGGCAAUCAGGCCAAUCCUCCUCCGCCUGCUACGUCCGAGUAUAUUGUUACAGACACUGGAAAUUGCAGCCCUCGCAACAUGAGGUGUACAAUUAGUCAGAUCCCAUGCACAAGCGAGCUUUUGACAACAUCUGGGAUGCCAUUGGCUUUGCUGGUUCAACCAUUCGCUCUUCCUCAUCCAUCCGAGGAACCCAUUCAGGUUGUUGACUUUGGGGAAAGAGGUCCGCUGCGAUGCUCUCGCUGCAAAGGCUACAUAAAUCCUUUCAUGAAGUUUAUUGAUCAGGGACGUCAGUUCAUCUGCAACCUGUGUGGAUUUACUGAUGAAACUCCACGUGACUACCAGUGCAAUCUUGGUCCUGAUGGUCGGCGUAGAGAUGCUGAUGAACGGCCUGAAUUGUCCAAAGGAACAGUUGAAUUUGUUGCAACAAAAGAAUACAUGGUGCGUGAUCCAAUGCCUGCAGUGUUCUUCUUCCUUGUUGAUGUUUCCAUGAAUGCCAUACAGACUGGUGCGACUGCUGCUACUUGUAGUGCUAUCAAUCAAGUUAUUGCUGAUCUCCCAGAAGGUCCUAGAACUAUGGUGGGAAUUGCAACAUUUGACUCAACAAUACAUUUCUACAAUCUAAAACGGGCACUGCAGCAGCCGUUGAUGCUCAUAGUUCCUGAUGUACACGAUGUUUAUACACCUCUGGAAACAGAUAUCAUAGUUCAACUUUCCGAGUGCCGUCAACAUCUAGAGCUAUUGCUGGAAAGCAUUCCAACCAUGUUUCAGAGUAAUAUGAUUGCUGAUUCGGCCUUCGGUGCUGCAGUCAAGGCUGCAUACUUGGCUAUGAAGAGCACUGGAGGAAAGCUUUUAGUGUUUCAAUCAGUAUUACCAUCAAUUGGCAUUAGCGCCCUUUCUGUUAGAGAAGCUGAAGGUAGAGCUAACACAUCUGCUGGAGACAAGGAGGCUCAUAAGUUGCUCCAGCCUGCAGAUAAAACUUUGAGAGAACUGGCUUUAGAGUUGGCUGAAUAUCAGGUCUGCGUUGAUGUGUUCCUUAACACCCAGGCAUACAUGGAUAUUGCUUCUAUCUCUGUUGUGGCAAGGACUACUGGGGGACAGGUUUAUUAUUAUUAUCCCUUCUCGGCACUCUCUGAUACUGCAAAGCUGUAUAAUGAUCUUAGAUGGAAUGUAUCAAGGCCACAGGGUUUUGAAGCUGUGAUGCGUGUGCGUUGCAGCCAGGGUCUCCAAGUCCAAGAAUACACUGGAAACUUCUGCAAACGUAUUCCAACAGAUGUCGACCUUCCUGCGAUUGACUGUGAUAAGACUAUAACAGUGACCGUAAAACAUGAUGAUAAACUUCAAGAUGGCGCAGAAUGUGCUUUUCAGUGCGCCAUUCUUUACACCACUGUUUAUGGUCAAAGAAGAAUCAGAGUCAUGAAUCUUUCUCUGUCAUGUACAAGCACACUUCCUAAUAUAUUCCGCUCAGCUGACUUGGAUGCUCAAUUCACAUGUUUCUUAAAGCAAGCUGGAAGUGAAAUUCCAACUUUGCCUCUCUCACAAGUCAGGGAGCAUGCAACAAACCAUUGUGUCAACAUUCUGCAUUCAUAUCGGAAAUUUUGCUCAACAGUCCAAUCUACUGGACAACUCAUUUUGCCUGAAGCACUCAAACUUCUGCCUUUAUACACCCUUGCAUUAACUAAAAGUACCGGAUUGAGAACUGAUGGGCGAAUAGAUGACCGUUCGUUCUGGAUGAGUUAUGCUUCUUCCGUUUCUGCUCCUCUGGCAGUUCCAUUGGUGUAUCCUAGGCUGAUAGCUAUCAAUGAUCUACUUUCUAAGGAAACGGAUGGUUCGCUUAUUCCAUCUGCACUCCCACUUUCUAGUGAAAACAUCAGUGAUGAUGGAAUCUAUCUUCUUGAAAAUGGCAUGGAUGCUUUAAUUUAUAUAGGAAAUGCCGUGAAUUCUAAUACUCUGCAGGAACUAUUUGGCUUUUCAUCAGUAGCUGAGAUCCCUGCUCAGUUUGUGCUGCAGCAGCAUGAUAAUUCAAUGUCUAAGAAACUGAAUGAAGUCAUUAAUGAGAUACGACGUCAGAGAUGUUCCUAUUUACGCUUAAAACUUUGCAGGCAAGGAGACUCUUCAGGAAUGUUAUUUUUCUCAUACAUGGUUGAAGAUAAGUCUCCAAUGGGUCUAUCCUAUGUUGAGUUCCUGGUACAUAUACACCGGCAGAUACAGAUUAAAAUGGAUUAACCAAUGUAUAUACCUGAAAUUACUUGUACCAAUAUAGACAGUCAGAAGAUUUACGGCACAUGAAAUCAAGGGGAGGAAGACGAAUAUGAAUUCCUCUAAUCUUUUCGAGUGAAAAUGAUGUAGUUUCCUAUAUUAACUUAGCAUUUUUCGUCAUUAUUUUCCAAGUUUGUACUUGUAAUAUUUCACCUUAACAAAAAUCAGUAACUAGUCAAUUCCUAGCAUAAAUCAGUCUCCAGAUCUUCGAUUCAGUUGAAUGUCCAUCAUUCGUGUAAUGUUUAAAGACAAAGAAAUCGAGUUUUUUUGCACA